This is a messenger RNA of Paramecium octaurelia, 524 nucleotides long. The record is from the annotation of a GenBank genome assembly. NCBI's taxonomy places the organism in Eukaryota, Ciliophora, Oligohymenophorea, Peniculida, Parameciidae.
AUGAAAAUGGAACCCAGUUAGCAUCUAUUCACAUAGCUUAAUACGAUUCAAAUUAUCAUUUAGAAUAGAAAACUAAGACUCUAAAUUGAAAUGUUCAAGCUAAGCUAAAGCAAAUUAAAAACGAAUCUUGAUACAAAACGAUAAGAAGAUGAAAAAUAAGAAAACUAAUAAAGUUAUUCAUAAAAUUAAAUUGGCGUAGAUUAUUCAAUCAAAGAAUAAUAUUUGGAUAUAUUGGCUAUAGAUAAGUUCCAUUAGUGAAUUAUCACUAUAACUUUGAAUUUUAAGUACUUUUAGUAAUAUGAAUAAAAAAUGGUUUGUAUAAAGACUAUAAACCAGAUUUGCUCAAAUCUGUAUAGGUAUUGAUCAUCUUAAUAUCUGAAGUCAAGGAAGAAUAAAUUACCAAAGGAUUGGAAUUAUACAUAUAGCAUAGACACCUCUCUGAAAAGAUAUCCGAUAUAUACGUUAAACAAGCAGCAAGUUAUAAGAAUUUAAUGAAAGAAGAUUUAGAAUAAUAAGAAAAUUGA